AGUUCACUCAUGAGGUGAUUUCUAAAAUUGUUGUUUUCCGACCACCGUGGACUGCCUAUGGAGAAAUUAAACAGAAUAUCACCUUCACCAUGAAUGCUACAGUAAAACGCACAAUAAUUUAUCUUCAUCGGAGAAACUUCACCGGUGACCAUAGCAUCGGAAUUCGCUUCCGCCGCGCCGGAGUUACAAUCAGAAGCUUCUUUUAUUUUCAUUCAGAUCUCUUCAAAGCAAUAGGUGGAGAAAAAAUAGAGGAAUUGGAACAACUGCAACAUGCUGUGAUCCAUAUCUUUGUUUUCCUUGGCUUACCUCUUCUUAAUGUUAGUGUGGAAGAUAUCACAACCAAUUACACGUUUGAGUUUCUCCUUCAAGGCAAUAUUGGAGCAAUGGGGGACUAGCAUGUGACUAAUUUUACAUGGAUAGGAAGGUGUUGCUAUAAGCUUCUGCAACAAGUAUAAGAGUGAAUACAAUUGUCUAUCAUGUUCUUCAAUAGUGUGUUAUAUACAAAAACAAUAGACAAUUUUUUAAAAAAAGUAUAUAGAUUGAUUGAAAGGCAAAAAAUAUUAGACAAUUGUGUAUUAAGUUCUUUAUCAAAUUUGUAACUCAAACUGAUUAAAUUGAUAUAAAUGAUGUAUGAUUUACGGGAAGCAUAACAGAUGCUUACUUAUUUGUGAAGUAGAUGUUUAAGCUAUUAUUGACAAUGACUUUUUACUAAGUUUCCUUUUGAA
Medicago truncatula (barrel medic) is the source of this 725-nucleotide messenger RNA. RefSeq lists its product as uncharacterized. The transcript has 4 exons. The record is from RefSeq and is a predicted model, not a curated record. Lineage: Eukaryota; Viridiplantae; Streptophyta; Magnoliopsida; Fabales; Fabaceae. Bases 90 to 395 code for a protein of 101 amino acids.